AUGGGUUUUGAGAUGAGCGCUGUCCGCUACAUGCUCGACGACGAACAUCCUCAUUUGCCCACCAAGCAAGGCAAUUCAAACCUAUAUAUCCUCGGCGAACUCAGUGGUCACAAUGUCGUGAUCGCCUGGCUUCCAGGUACCCAAGGGAAAGGGGCCGCCGCAAUCGUCGCUAACAAUAUGCAACGUACGUUCGCAUCAAUCAAAUGGCGACUUCUGGUGGGCAUCGGAGGUGGUGUGCCGAGCCGGACACACGACAUCCGCCUCGGUGAUAUUGUUGUGAGUAUGCCCGAGGGUCCAUUUGGUGGAGUAGUUCAAUAUGACCUAGGAAAGGAUGUAGAGGAUGGCUUCACGCUUAAAGGAUUCCUCCUGCCACCCCCUCCCAUCUUGAGGAGUGCAGUGGAGGUGAUGCGAUCUGAUCACCUGACUAAAUCAAACAAAAGAUGUGAAAGCGCUCAAAUUGUUGAUCGACCUGCACGUGGAUCUGAUAAUCCUAAGAUUUAUUAUGGAUUGAUUGCGUCCGGUGACAGAGUAAUAAGGAGCGCUAUGAAGCGGAGCAAGACUGGCCGAGAAAUUGGCGAUAUCCUCUGCUUUGAAAUGGAAGCAGCUGGCAUCAUGACGGAGUUUCCAUGCAUUGCCAUUCACGGCAUCUCUGAUUAUGCAGACUCUCACAAGAGUGAUAUAUGGCAGAACUAUGCAGCAGCGGCGGCAGCAGGGUGCGCGAAGGAGCUCCUCUCAUAUCUCAACCCAGAGGAUCGCCAAGUCCAGCCAAAAUUAACCCUUCAGCAACCGUUGCCUGGCGGAUUCAACCUUAGCCGUGGACUGCCUGGAAGUGCGAACAUAUCUACACCUCGCAAGGGUUCCCCUGCACAACGAAGCACAAUCUUAGGCCAGCAUCUGAGUAGUGGAAUCCCAUCCCUCAGUGAAGAGCAAAAACGAAUGCUUCUAGACUCGUUGAAAUUCGACCAGAUCGAUGCUCGCCAGAUGACCAUCAAAAAAGCACACACAAAGACGUGCAAGUGGCUUCUGUAUAAGCCGGAGUACCUUGAUUGGCUUGAUAACACCAAGCUCAGCGAACAUCAUGGCUUCUUAUGGAUGAAGGGGAAGCCUGGGACUGGCAAGUCAACAAUAAUGAAAUUUGCCCUUAUAAAUGCGCGGAAGACAAUGAAGGACAAGAUAAUUAUUUCUUUCUUCUUCAACGCACGAGGAGGGGGCUUGGAAACGUCUACAGUUGGGAUGUAUCGAGCCUUAUUGUCAGAAAUCCUUGAACGAGUCCCAGAACUCCAGUGCGUCUUCGACACCCUUAAGUUAAGAACAUGCAACAGCAGUGAGCAUCACCAGUGGGGUAUUGAGUUGCUAAAAGAUUUAUUUAAACAAGCAAUACUACGUCUUGAACAUUCUUCUCUAGUGUGUUUCAUUAACGCCUUGGAUGAAUGUGCGGAAAAUCAAGUGCGUGACAUGAUAUCAUUUUUUGAACAUGUCGGCGAACUCACCGUGGGUGCUGGAAUUCACUUCCGAGUCAUAUUUUCCAGCAGACACUACCCAUAUAUCUCUAUAAAGAGAGGACUGGAGUUGGUCCUAGAGGGCCAAGAAGGCCACAUCCAAGACAUUACUAAUUACGUGAAUAGUGAGCUGAAAAUUGGGAACAGCAACCUCGCCAUGCAGAUCAGGGGUGAACUUGAAGAGAAAGCCUCUGGAGUUUUUAUGUGGGUUGUUCUGGUUAUGGGGAUACUCAACAAGGCAUAUGAUGGAGGCCGCGUCCGUGCUCUUCGCCAAUUACUUCGCAGUAUUCCUGGCGACCUGCAUGAGUUGUUUCGCGAUAUUUUAACACGAGACAGUCACAAUAGACACGAGCUACUGUUGUGCAUUCAAUGGCUACUCUUUGCAAAACAGCCUUUGAAAUCAGAGGAAUUGUACUUUGCCAUUCUUUCCGGCAUUGAGCCAGGAGCUUUAACAGAGUGGGACACCGACGUGGACACAAUUAAUGUCAUCAGGAGAUUCAUUCUGAGUUCAUCUAAAGGACUUGCUGAAAUCACACAGUCCAAGGCUCCGGCAGUCCAGUUCAUUCACGAGUCAGUUAGAGACUUUCUUCUCAAGGAGAACGGGCUCUGCAGGAUUUGGCCUGACCUUGGAGGCAACUUGCAAGGACAAAGCCAUGACCAACUUAAGCAGUGCUGCCUUACUUAUAUGAACGUCGAUGUCUCUAAACAUGUUGAUCUCAGUGAGCCACUAGCAAAAGCAUCCUCUACGGAAGCUGCAAACCUCCGCGAGUCCAUUGCUAAAAUGUUUCCAUUCCUGGAGUAUGCUGUACGCAAUGUGCUGUACCACACUAAUGCUGCCGAAGGUAGUGGUAUUGCUCAAGGAGAUUUUAUCCAGGACUUCCAGUUUCCCUAUUGGGUUCAGCUCGACAAUCUAUUCGAAAAGCACGAAGUACGCCGGCAUACACAAAAUGUGAGACUACUUUAUAUUUUAGCAGAGGGCAAUCUGUCGAACCUCAUCAGAGUCCACCCCUCUGUCCUAUCCUGCCUUGAUAUGGAAGGAGAGCGCUACAAGUUUCCAUUUUUCGCGUCCCUUGCUACUGGGAGCGGGAAAGCGGUCCGAACGUUUAUGCAAGCUUAUGCGGCGAACAUGCCCCCGGAAAGUCGACUGCGUGCGUUGUGCGACAAGUAUUGCCAGAACGGAAGCCGGAACCCUAGCCUGAGACGUGAUUUCAGAUUCUCAGACCGGCGGACCAUCCUUUCAUGUAUAGCAGAGCUUGGUGAUGAGGUAAUAUUUGAAUUUCUCCUUGAAACAGGGAAAUUUACGCCGGACUCCAAGGACAAAGAUGGGCGGACACCGCUGUCAUGGGCCGCAGCAAAGGGAAAUGAGACAAUAGUCAAACUUCUACUAGCAACAAACCAGGUUGAUCCAGACUCCAAGGACAAAGAUGGGCGGACACCACUGUCAUGGGCAGCAGGACAGGGAAAUGAGACAAUAGUCAAGCUAUUACUAGCAACAGGCCAAGUUGAUCCAGACUCGAAGGAUAAAGAUGGGUGGACACCGCUGUCAUGGGCAGUAGUGCAUGGAGAUAAGGUGGUAUUUAAGCUAUCACCACCAACCUGCCAUGUUGAUCCAGGGUCUAAGGACAAAGAUGCAGCAAAGAGAAGUGAGGCAAUAAUCAAGCUGCUAAAACCUCCUACGGUUUUAUGA
This is a messenger RNA of Aspergillus fumigatus Af293, 3186 nucleotides long. Its product is annotated as Pfs, NB-ARC and Ankyrin domain protein. The record is from RefSeq and is a predicted model, not a curated record. Gene Ontology annotation, molecular function: catalytic activity; protein binding. Gene Ontology annotation, biological process: nucleoside metabolic process. NCBI's taxonomy places the organism in Eukaryota, Fungi, Ascomycota, Eurotiomycetes, Eurotiales, Aspergillaceae.